Molecule: messenger RNA, 3267 nt
Organism: Fusarium graminearum PH-1
Lineage: Eukaryota; Fungi; Ascomycota; Sordariomycetes; Hypocreales; Nectriaceae
Exons: 18
Coding region: 1-3267 (1088 amino acids)
Biological process (GO): transmembrane transport; carbohydrate transport
Cellular component (GO): membrane
Molecular function (GO): carbohydrate:proton symporter activity
Source: RefSeq, a predicted model, not a curated record
AUGCCAGACACAACAGAGACAAAGAAUGGCGCCAAACGGGCUCGCCUACCAACGUCAGACCCGAAAUAUCCUCGUAAAAGAAGUCUAAAGGCUUGUCAUGAUCAUUCGCAAUUUGACCCAGCUAGUUUGGAAAUCCUCCGGCAGUUGGGGCACAUCAUCAGCACCCAAAAUGAACUGACACAUACAGUUCGAUCGAUCGCUGCAUCCCAAUCACAUGUAGCAUUGGGGCCAGGUGCAUCUCAGGAUCAACUACAGUUCAAUGGUAGUCUAAACUCGGAUACAACAGUACAAUUGCAGCACCAGCUUCACACAGCAGACUGGUUCACGGCACAGUCAGAGUCGGCUUCAACAACGCCAGCCUCAUCCGCAAGCGCAGCUGCAGUUCGAUGGUUCGGAAUCUUAUCCAACGAGGCCCCAAAUGAAGAGUUUCUAGAAGCAGAAACGCUUCAGGGUGAUCUUCUUGAUACAUCUCCAGAAGGUCGAGCCGACAGCGAUAUCACUCCGUUACAGAGAGCAACUAGGGCUAUUGAUACACAGCCUGAGAUAUCCGACAGACGAAACAGUCGCACUUCUAAUAUUUCCGAGGAGAGCCUCUGGCAGGCUUCGAAGAGUAUAUCACUACUUGAUCAAGAGCAGGGCCUGUUUCAGAACUUCCUGCAUAGGAUAUGCUCAUGGCUCGACUUAUUCGAUCCAGCUAGAACCUUCUCCACAAGAGUGCCACAUCUCGCUGUGCGAAAUGCCGGUCUUCUCAACGCCAUCCUUGCACUAUCAAGCUAUCACCGAUCCCUUGACGACAGCAUCCCAUCCAAUCAACGCCCUGACCAGAAUAUUGCUCUGCAGUAUUACUACCAAACAUUGCACUAUGUUCAAAAGGCAAUGCGGUACUCAACGUAUCAGAAUAGCCACGAGCUGAUGGCCACAACACUCAUGGUUUCCACGUAUGAAAUGCUACGUGGAUCACGACAGGACUGGCAGCAACACCUCCAAGGUGUCUUUCGUAUACUAAGAUCAAGACAGAUAGAAGUGGAAACAUCGAGUCUGGAAAGUACGACGUGGUGGGCCUGGCUGCGACAAGAUAUAUGGGUGGCUUUUCGUGAGAAGAGGAGGACGUAUAGUACGUGGAUGCCCAAGAAAGGAUAUGCGGAGCUAGACAAUCAUGAACUUGCUUCAAGGGCUGUGUGGAUCAUGGCACAGGUUAUAAACUUCUGUGCUGUUGACUCAUCGAUUGAGAUGGAAGGUGGUCUGUCAAGAAGAAUAGACUGGGCAAAAGCGCUGAAGAACAUGUUGAAUGAAUGGCAGUCUCAUUUGACGGUUGAGUUCUCAGCGUUGCCUUCCAUGGGCCAGUAUGGGAUCGAAGUCUUCAAGCCGCAUCUCAUACAUCCACAAUGCUUCGGGCUUGCGGUGCAGCUUCACCAUUGCUCCUGGAUUCUCAUCACAGCUCACGAGCCACAUCUUGACGGUAUACAAGGUCUGUUAAAGCGCCAAAAGGACAUACAACAAAGUAUCGACAUGGUCUGUGGAAUUGGCAUGACGCUUACAGAAGACGCAUCUAGCAUGCUAUCCUCACAAUGUCUUUUCAUCGCUGAUGUUCCUCGUGAACAAUGUUUCAUUCAAAUGCUGGGCGUCAGCACAACCUGCAUGUCGGCUGCAGCCCACUUUGAUGCUCUCAUGACGAUACAUGGCAUGUUUAAGCGCAUCGUGCGCAACGAUGCUAUCCGUGUUGACCCUCCAGAGAUUUACAACUGGCGAGUAAUCGCCUUGACAGCUUCGGCAUGUUUCGCCGGAGCCCUCUUCGGAGUUGAUGCCGGUAUCAUUGGUGGUGUUCUCGCUAUGCCAGACUUUCAGAGAGAGUUUGGUCUCAACAAUCGUUCUGAUCAAGCACGCGCUGACCUUGCUGGUAAUCUGGUCACUACUAUGCAAGCCGGUGCCAUUGGCGGAGCUCUCCUCUCAAGUCCCUUUGCAGAUCGCAAGGGCCGUAAACCUGCGCUUCUUCUUGUCGCCAUCACGGGUUUUAUCGGUGGGAUUAUGCAAGCAUUUUCCUACGGCCAUCUUUCAGCAUUCUAUAUUGGACGCUUUAUCGAAGGUCUUGGCCUCGGCGCAGGAACAAUGCUCGCACCAACUUAUGUCUCUGAAAACUCACCCCGUGCCAUUCGUGGUUUUCUAGUCGGCUUUUUUCAACUCCUCCUCGUUCUCGGAGGCAUGACGGCCUACUUCAUCAACUACGGCUCCCUGCUGCAUCUCCCCGGCAAAGCAACUUGGAUGGUUCCUCUCGGAUGCCAAUCCAUCUGUCCAGCGCUUCUCUUUAUCAGCAUGAUAUUCUGUCCGGAAUCGCCAAGAUGGCUUGCUUCUAGGGAUCAGUGGGAAAAGGCUGGCGCUGUGCUAUCCGACGUGAGGAAGUUGCCGGUUGAUCAUGCGUAUAUUCAGCAGGAGUUGUUGGAGCUUAAGACGCAGAUUGAUCAAGAGAAGGCAGUCAUGCAAGAUACAGGGUUUUGGGCACUGCAGAAAGAGUGCUGGACGCUACCAUGGAACAGGAAGAGGGCACUUUUGACGGUUGGUAUAGUUACGCUUGGACAGUGGACGGGUACCGGUGCUAUUAACUACUACGCCCCGACUAUCUUCAAAGAUCUAGGACUCUCGAGCACCACAACAGCGUUGUUCGCACAAGGUAUCUACGGUGUAGUCAAGGUCGUGACAUGCUUGAUCUUCAUCUUCUUCCUGGCUGAUUCCCUCGGUCGUCGUAAAUCAUUUAUGAUUGGUGGUGCCAUCCAAGCAUUUUGCAUGUUCUUCAUCGGCUUUUACCUUCGCUUCGGUCCUGAGCCUGGAGAGAAUGAUCAUCCUCCUCCAGCGGGUAUUGCAGCCCUGGCGAUGGUGUACAUCUUUGCUGCAGCUUUCAAUAUGAGUUGGGGACCAGUUUCCUGGAUUUACGUGUCCGAGAUCCCUACAAAUCGCCUACGUGCAUACAACGUCGCACUAGCAUCAUUCACCCAUUGGGUCCACAACCUUGCCGUGUCCAAGUCAACCCCAGUCAUGCUUCUGCACGAUCCGUACCGAGCUUACUUUAUCUUUGGAUCUUUCAACUUUUGCAUGGCCGUUGUCGCGUACUGGAUCCCCGAGACCAAGGGUAUCUCGCUUGAACGUAUGGACGAGGUGUUUGGGAUUGCAGAUUUUUCCAAGGUCGAGGAUGUGGGCAUCGCUGCGAGCCGUGCGAAGAGAAUCGACGAUGAGAAUGUGGAGGAUGUCCAGACUGAUAGGCCAGUCAAGUCAUGA